AUGAACAAUAUGAUCUUCAGUAAAAAAGACACCUUACCAUUAGAGGUCGAGAAAAAAGCGAUUUGUGAUGGCAGAGAAUGGCAAGAGAACCAAGAGAGUAAAUCCAAGCCUUUGAUGCUUUUGGUGUCUAAAUCUGUUGAAGCUCCUUGUGGUGAGUAUGUAUGUCAGAAAGAUGCGGUGUGGCAAGAGGACUGCCAAUUAGCCGGCCUAGGCUGGACUCUUGUUCACCAAAGACUCAAGACCAUGCAGUGUUUCUUCAAAGGAUUGGAAUUCGUUAGGCUCCCCUUUAAUGGCCGAGGGCUGGCAAUUCGAGCAGCCUUAACACACGUAUUGGGAGAAGAAAUAAGGACAAUCUCGGUAAAAUCUGACUCUUUACAACUGGUUCGAGCCAUCAACUCAGGCUCUAAGGUUUCUAAACUUCAUGGUAUCUUUACUGAUAUGUCAUUUCUUUUCAAACGAUUUGAAUCUAUCUCUUUUAGUUAUAUCCGAAGGAAUCACGGUUUUAGCCUAAUGAUAGGGCUAUAA
Arabis nemorensis is the source of this 525-nucleotide messenger RNA. Lineage: Eukaryota; Viridiplantae; Streptophyta; Magnoliopsida; Brassicales; Brassicaceae. The record is from the annotation of a GenBank genome assembly.